AUGCACAUCGUGCCUCUUGCACCGGCGAUCACUCCCCGCCCUCGUCAGUGCCGGGGUGUCACAGGAACUGUGACAAGUGUCAAAGGACAGACUGCAUUGAAGACAACUAUUGGAUUAUCUCCCUUCCAAAUGGUCUAUGGAAAGGCAUGUCACCUUCCGGUGGAGAUGGAACAUCAAGCUCUGUGGGCUUUAAAAUUCUUGAAUUAUGAUCCUGGUGACACUAUAGAAAAGAGAAGAAGGCAAAUUAUUGAACUUGAGGAAAUGCGAUUACAUGCCUAUGAUUCUUAUAAGAAUUACAAAGAGAAGGUGAAAUUUUAUCAUGACAGGAAGUUGAUAAAAAAGAUCUUCAAUCCAGGACAGCAUGUUGCUGUUCAAUUCCCGACUAAAACUUUUCCCUGGAAAGUUGAAGUCCAAGUGGUCUGGUCCGUUUAUGGUCAAGAAUGUCCUUCCACAUGGAGCAGUUGA
This is a messenger RNA of Vigna umbellata (rice bean), 465 nucleotides long. The record is from RefSeq and is a predicted model, not a curated record. NCBI's taxonomy places the organism in Eukaryota, Viridiplantae, Streptophyta, Magnoliopsida, Fabales, Fabaceae.